UAUUAUCUGGAUGACCACACAAUCGGACAAUAAGUAGAACAGUCAUCUCUAUGUCUAAAAGUCUUUGUAGAUUCUUUACAAUUCAGUGCUUGACGAAGAUCGCUUUUCGUUUGGACUCACAUAGAGUAUUUUCAGUGAUGGCAGGUCAAGGAGCAGAAGGCUGGGAUGAGAAAGAGCCAGGUCGGCAGUGGGGUCACCAGUCUGGAGGUCGUCACAGUGGUAAUCAUGUCAACAGGGGUCGCAGGAACUACCAUAGGGGUCGGAAUAGGGAAGAUGAAAGAGACAAAAAAGUAAACCGAUGGGGCCCAUCAGAGGGUGAUGACUCUUACAGAUCGCGAGGGUCUGCGAGGGGUCAUGGGGGUCGAGGAAGAGGGGGCAGACCCCCAGGGUUAAAGGGCAAGGACAUAGGCAUGUACUACGCACAGUUGUCAAAACAGAAAGCUGAACAAAGGAUAAAAGACCAGAGAGCAGCUGUGACCUUGCAAGGGGAUCAGAAAAGGGCCAUAACCUGUCUGCUACAUGAUAUCCAGGCCAGCAGAGAAUGUCCUCCCCAGCCUGAUCGAUACAUAGAGGAACGUCAAGAUGACAGAAAUAGCAGAUUGAGCCCAGCUGAAGAGGAAAACUAUGAUGGAUUUCAAGGUUCAGCAAGCUGUGAUGUGGGACAUGGGAGAGGGAACAGGCCACCUGGUUUAAGUGGCAAACAGAUAGGCAUGUACUAUGUUGGAGAGUCCAAGGAGAAAGCUGAGCGAAGUAUGGCAGAUCAGUCAAACAGAUAUAGCCAGGAAAGUGAAGAUGACGAUAGCUUGGAGGAAUAUGAAGAAGAGGUUGAAAGUGAGGGGCCCAGUUCUGGAAGUGCAACAAAUGUGAGUCAUGAAGAUCCAACAGUGACAGAAGUUCUCCAAAUGCAGAUGGGGGAAGACUUGCUUGUAUCGGAUAACAGUGAUAUUGCUGGAUUUCAAACUGCCACCACAUCCUGGGACAAUGCAAGGAUAUCUGCUGACUUUGCUGCCAAACAGACGACCACACUUUACCAGGACAUGCAGGAAUUCAGAAACAAACUGCCUGCCUACACUGACAGAGAAGCCAUUGUUGAUCUGAUAAGCUCCAGCCAGGUGGUCGUAUUGAGUGGUGAAACAGGCUGUGGAAAAACAACACAGGUCCCACAGUUUAUUUUGGAUGAAUUCAUAUCUCAGAACAGAGGAGCUGAAUGCCACAUCAUCUGUACCCAACCCAGGAGAAUUAGUGCAAUAUCUGUUGCAGAAAGGGUUGCCGCAGAAAGGGGAGAGAAAUGUGGGGAGUCAGUGGGCUACAUGAUUCGUCUGGAACACAAGCUUCCGAGAGAUGCUGGCUCUAUUCUCUUUUGUACGACUGGAAUCUUGUUGAAAAUGCUGGAAGGGGACAAGUCGUUAUCACGAGCCACGCACAUUAUCCUGGAUGAGAUUCAUGAACGUGACCUGCUGUCUGACUUUCUGAUCAUCGUACUCAAGGACAUUCUGACCUCCAGACCUGACCUGAAACUCGUGUUGAUGAGUGCAACACUCAACGCUGAGGCCUUCUCCAAGUAUUUUGAUAAUUGCCCUAUGAUAAACAUUCCUGGCUACACGUUUCCUGUUGAAGAGUUUCUACUGGAGGAUGUUAUAGAAAUGCUUCACUAUGAGGCCCCGUACACAAUGCAGGCACGGCAGCCGAGACGCAGGGACUUGACCGCUCAACGAGAGAUGGAGGAGAGAGAGGUGUGGCUACGUAACCUCGAAGGAGGGGUCAACACUGACAAAAGAUACUCGAGACAUACCAUAAACCAGCUACAGAGUCUGGACUUCAAUAAAGUGGACACUGAGCUCAUAUACCAGCUGAUAUGGCACAUAUCUUUACACAAGAAGGAGGGGGCCAUACUGGUGUUUGUUCCAGGAUGGGGUGAUAUCAAUGAUGUGUAUAAGAAACUCAUGGCAAACAUGGCAUUUAAGUCUGCAUCCCACUUCAGAAUUAUCCCCCUACAUUCUCUGAUGCCUACCAUCAACCAGAGGGAGGUGUUUGAGAGGCCCCCACCAGGAGUUAGGAAGAUCAUCAUAGCAACCAAUAUUGCCGAAACCAGUAUAACCAUAGAUGAUGUUGUGUACGUGAUUGAUGGGGGUCGUAUCAAGGUUAAAGGGUUCUCACCUGAUACCAACAUGGCCUCCCUGGAUUCACAACUUGUGUCAAAAGCCAAUGCCAGACAACGCAGGGGUAGAGCGGGACGAGUACAGCCUGGUGAAUGCUACCACCUGUACAGUGGCUACCAGGCCUCUAUCAUGGACAACUACAUGGCCCCAGAGAUACUGAGAACUAGACUGGAGGAGCUGUGCCUCACUAUCAAGCUGUUAAACUUGGGGAAGAUCGUGCCUUUUGUCCAGAAGGCGAUGCAGCCUCCGUCACUAGCUGCUGUGGAGAGUGCCAUAGUCAACUUGCAAGAUCUGAAUGCACUUGACAAGGAGGAGAAUCUCCUGCCCCUUGGGAAGCACCUGGCCCGCAUGCCCCUUGACCCCCACACGGGCAAGAUGAUCCUAUACGGGGCCAUGUUUAAGUGCCUCGACCCCAUACUGACCAUCGCAGCUAGCCUCAACUUCAAGGACCCCUUCUUUGCACCUUUGGAGAAAAAAGCUGAGGCUGACCAGGCUAGAAUGAAGCUGGCAGAGAACUGUCUGAGUGACCAUAUCACACUUGUGAAAGCCUACAAUAAAUGGGAGCGGUGUCGUAAGCGAGGGACCCAUCGCCAGUUCUGCUAUGACAACUUUCUUUCCGACUCCACACUUGUGAUGCUGAGGAAGAUGAGAGACCAGUUAGCAGAGGUCCUUCAUGAGCUGGGAUUCCUCCGGGAGAGACAUAUAAACCAGUCAGAGGCCAAUGUCUACUCCGGGAAUGAGUCCCUGGUGAAGGCAAUCGUAUGUGCUGGGCUUUACCCAAAUAUUGGAAUGAUUGGGAAACUACCAAAGAACAAAUGGAGUCAGAUCCAGUUUCAGCUGAGAUCAGGGCGGUGCAAGCUGUUCCCAGGGUCUGUUGCCAGGGAGAUCAGAGACCCUCGGGCCUGCUGGGUGGUCUACCACAAGAUCAUGAAGACCUCAGAUGUCUGGAUGUAUGACUGCAGUGUGGUGACACCAUACAGCCUGUUGUUCUUUGGAGGAGACAUCAAGAAAAUAAAUGCAAAUGGGCAAAGCCUGGUCUGUGUCGAUGACUGGAUAAAGUUUAAGGCUUCACCAGAAACAGUGACUCUUGUAAAACAAUUGCGUCAAGAACUGGACCACAUCCUUGAUGAGAUUUUUUCCCGUAGUUGCCAUGGAAACACGGUGCUGACCACCAAGGAGGAGGCCAUUCUGAGGGCUAUAGCUGACCUGGUAACAACUGAGGACAACUAUGCAAGCACACGGUCCUUUGACAGAUAGGAAUAAUGCAUAUUAAAGACAAACAGUUGUGAAUUUGUUCUAGUAGACAAGAAACAAAGAAAUUUGGCUCAGUUUUAUUUCAACUAUGUGUAGGGGAUACGGUGUCAGCUCAGAAACUUGGAGGUCAGGUGUUCAAUCUCCUCUGAGGGCUUUAGCUAAUCUAUCGACAACUGAGGACAACACACAGAACUAUUGGAGCACACAUUAACAACUGAGGACAAUACAAAGAACUAUGGGCACACAUGGUGACAACAGAGGACAGAUCUGGUUACAACUGAGGACAACACACAGAACUAUGGGCUCACAUGGUGACAACUGAGGACAUAUCAGGUUACAACUGAGGACAACACACAGAACUAUGCGAUCACACGGUAACAGCUAAUGACAAUACUCAGAACUAUUGGAUCAUACUGUGACAACUGAGGACAGAUCUGGUUACAAUUGAGGACGGGUCUAAUGACCACUGAGAACAGAUGUGGUGGCAACUGAGAACAGAUUUGGUUACAACUGAGGACAGAUCUAAUGACCACUGAGAACAGAUGUGGUGGCAACUGAGAACAGAUCCGGUUACAACUGAGGACAGAUCUAAUGACAACUGAGAACUUAUGUGGUGGCAACUAAGAAGAGAUCCAGUUACAACUGAGGACAGAUCUAAUGACAACUGAGAACAGAUGUGGCGGCAACUGAGAACAGAUCCGGUUACAACUGAGGACAGAUACUGAGAACAGAUCCAACUGAGGGCAGAUCUGGUGACAACUGAGGGGCAUAUCUGGUGACAACACACAUAACUAUGGGAGCAAACUGUCCUAUGACAGAUAGGAAUAGUGAAUAAAAGCAACGAACAA
This is a messenger RNA of Dreissena polymorpha, 4261 nucleotides long. RefSeq names its product ATP-dependent DNA/RNA helicase DHX36-like. The record is from RefSeq and is a predicted model, not a curated record. The transcript has 31 exons. Lineage: Eukaryota; Metazoa; Mollusca; Bivalvia; Myida; Dreissenidae. Gene Ontology annotation, cellular component: cytoplasm; intracellular anatomical structure; nucleus. Gene Ontology annotation, molecular function: DNA helicase activity; ATP binding; G-quadruplex RNA binding. Bases 51 to 3416 code for a protein of 1121 amino acids.